This is a messenger RNA of Choloepus didactylus (southern two-toed sloth), 6770 nucleotides long. It is a transcript of the gene ZNF24, whose product is annotated as zinc finger protein 24. Gene Ontology annotation, biological process: regulation of transcription by RNA polymerase II. Gene Ontology annotation, molecular function: RNA polymerase II cis-regulatory region sequence-specific DNA binding; DNA-binding transcription factor activity, RNA polymerase II-specific. The record is from RefSeq and is a predicted model, not a curated record. Lineage: Eukaryota; Metazoa; Chordata; Mammalia; Pilosa; Megalonychidae. Bases 590 to 1699 code for a protein of 369 amino acids. The transcript is spliced from 4 exons.
GGAGGCCUGCUCCGGCCUCGGCAGUCGUGGCGUUUCCUCGUCCAGCCCCUGUAUCCUUCCCCCACCCAUUUUCCCUUCCCCCAUCGCCCGGUUUUGUUCUAUUUCAAGGCCUGGCGUCUCGCGGAAGGUUCUGGGACUCGUUUUGGGCGGAGGUGGGAGGAAGCGGGUCUUGGCGCGGGAGCCACCGGGACUUGUAGUCCCUCCGGCAGCGGACGGAAGUGCAGCGGCUCCGACGCUGUCCUGGCAGGGUGGCUUUGGUCUUCAAGAAUCCGCUGCCGUGCGGGGAAGAAGAGCCGGAGCCGUCGGGUGGGGGCGGUUUUGUAACUAGACUUUGCUGGCGUGAGAUGGGGUAAUCGCCUGGGACAAGGGUCCCCGCCAGAAACACUGUUGGGACCGCGGGCCUCUCCUCCCGGCGCCCUCUCGCCAUGUCCCUUGAGCAGGGUGCUGUGUGAGAACAUACAGGAAGACAAAUCUCUUUUUUUAUAGAAAUGCUUGAGACAGUGACAAGGAGUGCCUGUGAAGAAAACAGAAUUUUCCUGAGGCCUAUAUCCUGCCUUGAUUGUCUUUUCUCCAAGUAUUGUAAUUCAGGAUGUCGGCACAGUCAGUGGAAGAAGAUUCAAUACUUAUCAUCCCAACUCCAGAUGAAGAGGGAAAAAUUCUGAGAGUGAAGUUGGAGGAGGAUCCUGAUGGUGAAGAGGGAUCAAGCAUCCCCUGGAACCAUCUUCCCGACCCAGAGGUUUUCCGACAGCGAUUCAGGCAGUUUGGAUACCAGGAUUCACCUGGGCCUCGUGAAGCUGUGAGCCAACUCCGAGAACUUUGUCGCCUGUGGCUUAGGCCAGAGACUCACACAAAAGAACAAAUCUUGGAGCUGGUAGUGCUGGAGCAGUUUGUUGCCAUUCUACCCAAGGAGCUACAGACUUGGGUUCGAGAGCAUCAUCCAGAGAAUGGAGAGGAGGCAGUGACAGUGCUGGAGGAUUUGGAGAGUGAGCUUGAUGAUCCUGGACAGCCGGUUUCUCUUCGUCGACGAAAACGGGAAGUGCUAGUAGAGGAGAUAGUAUCUCAAGACGAAGCUCAGGGAUUACCAAGUUCUGAGCUUGAUGCUGUGGAGAACCAGCUUAAGUGGGCAUCCUGGGAGCUUCAUUCCCUAAGGCACUGCGAUGAUGAUGCUAGGACUGAAAAUGGAGCACUAGCUCCAAAGCAGGAGAUUCCUUCAGCAGUAGAAUCUCAUGAUGUUGUUCCUGGCACAUUCAAUAUAGGCGUUCCUCAAAUUUUUAAAUAUGGAGAAGCCUGUUUUCCCAAGGGCAGGUUUGAAAGAAAGAGAAAUCCCUCUCGAAAGAAACAACAUAUAUGUGAUGAAUGUGGAAAACAUUUCAGUCAGGGCUCAGCCCUUAUUCUUCAUCAAAGAAUCCACAGUGGAGAGAAACCCUAUGGAUGUGUUGAGUGUGGGAAAGCAUUCAGCAGAAGUUCCAUUCUUGUACAACACCAGAGAGUCCAUACUGGAGAAAAACCUUAUAAAUGUCUUGAAUGUGGGAAAGCCUUUAGCCAGAAUUCUGGGCUCAUUAAUCAUCAGAGAAUUCAUACUGGGGAGAAGCCUUACGAAUGUGUUCAAUGUGGGAAAUCCUAUAGUCAAAGUUCAAAUCUUUUUAGACAUCAGAGAAGACACAAUGCAGAAAAACUUCUGAAUGUUGUGAAAGUUUAAGAAAUUGAAAAAAAAAUUCAGCACUCAGGUCUUUUUCUUCAGUAAUGAAGACAAAAUUAAAACACAACAUGAUACAUAAUAGUUCUGUUUCCCUACUGACUUUCAGAAAAUCCACUGGGAAAUGUAGAAAAUCUCCACUCACCAUUAUUUAUCUUGAGAGAGAUGGUGUCAUAUGGCCUAGAAACUGAAAUUUUAAACUUAAUUCAGGUGUUAAUGCCUAAAUAUUCCAAGUGAUGUUUAUAUUCUCUAUUAUUUUUCCAAAUAAUGAACUACCUGAUUCUUUGUCCCUUUCUUAAAGUUUCCCUUUUUUAGGCAAAUACAUUAUUUCUGUGUUGAUCAUUGAAAUGUUCUUUGCAAAUAUACAUUCCCUUCUACAUUAAAAGGCAACAUAGGAAUAUAAAAUAUUAAAACUAAAACCAUCUUUUCAAAAAUUGAUCCUUCUCUCCUUUUAUGUAAUUUGAGUACGAUUUCAGAAAGUAGGAGAUAAAGGAUGGCUAGCAGCCUCAAAGUAAAAUGAGCUUUAAGAUCUCAGAUAAAAGUGAAAAGGACACCUAGAUUGGGGAAGAUAACAAAUACAUUGAUCUAAGAAUUGAAACAUAUCAAGAAUUGAUCUAAAUGCAGUUAUUGGCUUGCAGGAAAACUCAGAAACAGCUCAUCCAAUAUGUAAUUUGAGAGCAUCCUACUAAUGAAAAUAAGGUUCUCCCAUGUAUCAUUAGAAAUUAGACAGUAUAAACAGUAACCAAUUGUAAAACUAUGAAGGUAGACAUUACAACAUUACAGAAGAAUUUGUAGUGAAUGGAAGUGUUGAAGGGCAAAUGUAAACAUGAUAAUGGUCUGUCUUGGCUUCUAGAAAAACUAGAGAGACAUGAAGAUGUAAUUUUUAUUAUUUUGCCUUCACCUUUGUUUAGGACAGAAAUCCCUGACAGGUGGGCAGCAAGUAUCAGGUUUGUUUGCUAUUUUUAUUUGUUUGGUACAAAAGGGUUGAACCCUAGGCUAAAAAGAAAAACAGCCAUGCCUUUGUUAAACAUUUUCUACCAACAGGGCACUGUGCUAGGUACUGUAAUUCUACCAUAAGUAGGUAGGUAUUUCUUCCACUGCAAAUCAUUGGGGGUUUGGUACAAAGCUGUUUCAUGUGAUUUUGCCUCCCCACCCCGUACCCACCCCAUAUCAGAUUAUCUGGGGGAAAUCACCUCUGAGCAUCCCAGAGCCAUAAUUCUCUUACCAGGGUGUUGUAUUUAGGGGGGACUCAUCUCAAAGCUUUCUUUUCAGCAUUCUUCAGAGCUGAGUCUGAGAUACUAUCACAGUUUGGAGGUUUGUGAGUCUUUUAAGAAAAUUAAUCUUAAGUAGCAUUGAGAUUGAAUUUAUAUGUUAAGUUGCUUGAACAGUUCUGUUUAAAAAUUAAAUAGCUUAUUAACAACUAGUUUUAUUAACUAUCAGAAUUGACUGAACUAUUUUUUAAUUUUGGUCUUAACACAUUUUUAAAAAUGUAUUAAAGUAAUACAUUGUAGUAGUAGGAUUACACUCUUUGGCUGAGAAUCCCAAGUACUGUGGUUCUAUUUAGUGGAAAACUCUGGAAGUUAAAAUAUAGAAUAUGAGAAAAGGCUGUUCUAGAAUGGAUAUCAUUGUGUGGAAAAGGACCCACUUGAACAGAAAUAUUUCAUAACUCCAGAGAUACUGGUUAUAGCUGGUACUUGGAUCAAAUUCAAAAAAGAAAGUUGAGAUUUGCAUGAGCUUGUUAAAAGCAUAGUAAUAAAUGCAAGGCCAGCUUGUGGAGAAGUGAUGCAGAGUGGAGCUUGUUUAUAGAUUUUCUGAUAACAAUUAUAAGAAAUGUGCUUUAUAGAUUAAGAUUUAUUGAAGUAUAAAUAUGUAGUAAUGAUAUAAUGUAUUUUAAGUUAUACAAAAAAUGUAGGGACUUUUGUUUGGGUCUUUUUCUCUGUGGCUGAGAGGAAACAAGUCAGUGUCCAAUAAAGCUAUAAACUCCUCUGCUCUAAGCUAAAACUAUCUUGAAUUGAUAGAUUGAUUGAUUUUUUUACUGGCUGCUUUCCAAGUAGGUUUUUUGGUAUAUUUGGAGUACUUCUGCUGGAAUGACAGGAUUCUUUUAUCAGAGUAGGUAAGAAGGGAGCACCUCUCUCAGUGGCUGGAAUUUUAUGCUUCUUUAGAUCAUACUUCUUCCGUAUAUACAAAGAAGCUUCCCUGUGACAGUUUUGUCAUAAAUGCCAAAGAUGCUUGGUAAUUUGAGAGCUUAGAAAAAGCGGUAUUAGUGUCAGCGGAUAUGUUUUUUUGUCUUGCCAGCUCUGAUGCUUGUGUAUUGUUUAGAAAGGAUUCUGAGGCUAAGGCAAGGCUCUACAGGGAAAGGGGGCUAGACCAAAAGCUGAAUGGUGGUAUGCAGGAAAAGGGAGGGUUGGUACAUAGGCUGUGUAUUCAACUUUCUGGUUUGGAUAAGUCCCAACUAGACAGAUUGAUUUUGAGUAAUUAUUCAGUGAUUUAGGAUUUCAUCUAGACAUUAUUUUAUACACAGUAAUCAAAGUUAACAGUUAUUGGGGGUACUGUACCUCUAAUGAAGCGGUAAACAGACAGUUGGCAUGCACUGGCAUAAACGGGACACAGGUCUGGUUAGCAAACAGGCAUGUGUUAGGAUUCGCAUACUGCUGAUACAUGCCGAAUAGCCACUGAGCAUUUGCUGCUACUGCUGAAUUUUUCCUGGUUUUCUAGGAAGUUAAGUUCCCCACAUUCACACCCAGUUGGCACUUGAUUAUUUAGCAAUAUGUCUACCACAUUUACAUAAGUUGAGGGUAGGGUUAUAUGAAUUGAAAUAAUCUGCAUGCCAGACAUUGGGUUAGACACUAUACCAAUCUCAGAUUUGUAGAAUAAGAAAGCAAGAAUCAGAGAUUGUGUGGCUGGCAUGUGGCCAGUUAGAGCUAAAACUCAAAUCUAGUUCUGUGAACUCUUAAGGACAUGUUUUUUAUUCACUCUGCCAUGAGUGAUGGUUGUUAACGCUUGGUUAAUAACUUCUAUGAUUUUAUACUUUAUGGUUAACAAAUGUGAAAGCUGUUAAACAUGAUUGUUUGAAUUUUCUACAGUACAGAAAUGUAUAAUGAAAAAGUACAUCUUCCUCUCACAGUUUGACCCAGACAUAAUAAUUAAUUGGUUUGUUAUUCUUCCAGAUUUAGGCAUAUACAUAUUUAAGCAAAAAUGUGUUAACAGCUGAUAUUUGUGCUUGCUGUGUACAGGCACUAUCAUAAGCACUUUACUUUACCAGGGGUUAACUCUUAGUCCCCACAGCAACCAUAUGAGGUAGGUUCUUUUAUCCCCAUUUUACAUGUACUGCACUGAGACUCACCUCCCCCGCUCACCCACUUUGUUGCAGACAUUCUUUUUCAUGGCUAUAUACUACUCUGCAUGAAUAUACUAAUUUAUUUAACCAGCCCCUUAUUGAUGGAUAAUUCGGUUCUUUCCAGUUUUUUUUUUUAAAGAUAAAUUUGUAGUAAACAUCCCUGUACAUAUAUUUUUUGCCACUUGUGUGGAUAUUUCUGUAGGAUAAAUAACUAGAAAUGGGUUUAUUGGGUCAAUGAAUGUGUACAUUGAACAUUUUGACAACUACCACUAAAAAGAUUUUACCAAUUUAUAACUUCAUUAAUAGUAUAGGCAAAAUUUGUUUUACCUUUCUUGUCUUUGAUUCUUUAAAUGAGGAAGAACAUCUUUGCAUAUGCUCAUUGGCCAUUUGCAUUUCCUUUUCUGUGAAUUGCUUUUGCCCACUUUUUAAAUUUUGGAAAUACAAAUAACUACCUUCUUGUACCUUCUUGUACAAAACUUAAAUGAUAACACUAAGAGCAAAGAAAGAUCCUCUUCUCUAGCACUUCCAGUCAUUUAUUUCACUUCCCACAGUGUAGUAUCUAUCCUUCUAGUCCCUUUCCCAUACAUUUCAAUGUGACUAGACAUGCAAAACUAUUUUUACAUAAAUAGGAUCAUACUAUAUAUAUAUUGUUCUGCAGAUUAUUUUCACAAAAACAUCCUGAGGUCUUUGAAUUUCUUUAAUUCACUUGAAUGAAAAUGCCAUUAUCCCUUUUUUUUCUUUUGCAGUUACAAUGCCGAAGUAAGCAUAUUAUUCAGGUGUGUGUGUGUGUGUGUGUGUGUGUGUGUGUGUGUGUGAGACUGUUUCUUUAGGAAUGAGUUCUGUUAAGGAGGAUUGUUGGGUCAAAGAGGAUGCUCUCUGAUAAAUCCACCUUAGUCUUCCAAAAGGCCUUUAUAACUAUAUUUUCACCAACUGUAUGGAAAGUGCUCAUUUCCUAAUACAGCCAUACCUACAAUUAAUAGCUUUUAUCUGGUGGACAAAAAAAAAGUCACUUGAAUUUGUAUUUCCCUAAUUAGUGGUGAGGUUGGGGUUAUUCUCAUGUUUAUAUUUUUACCUAUGAAUUGUUUGUUCAUAUCCCUUAUCACUCAUCUGUUGGGUUAUGUGUGGACAUGUUUUUGUUUGUUCAGCAUCUCUUCCCCCAUCUUCUGAUAGCAGAACCCUUAUUUAUCGUGGGGAACCCAUUCUCUGUGGCUUAGGUGGUGUCACCCUCCUCCAAACUCCUAGGGUGAGCACCCAACCAGGCCUGGCCAUUCUGAGUCUAUCCCCCUAGCCACAGCAAUUGCAUGUAACUCAGCCAGGCUAACGAGAACCUUCAACAGAACUUCUGCUGGAACUACUGGAAAGAAGACUCUACUUAGAUCCCAGGAACCAAGGACCCUGCAAACCUGAAUUUGUACCAUGUGGAGAGAGUGUGUCUGAGAAGAAACUCGGAGGCUAGCAGAUGUGAAAAGAGAACUAAAUCCUGAUGUCAGUUUUCUUGAGGCCCCAGAUCCAGCUGUGCCUAAAGCCUGCCCUACCUCCGGACUUUAAAGUUUUGUGAGCCAAUAAAGUCCCGUACUUGUUUAUGGUUAUUUGAAUUUGGUUUUUGUCCUGAUUUACAUAGGUUAUUUGUAUUUUCUUGAUUUGUAGAAAGCCUUUGUAAUUUUAAUUCUUCUAAUUUGCCUAGUUUAAACUUAUUCCUUAUGCACUAUAUGGGUUAAUAAAAUUAGCAUGGCCUUU